Molecule: messenger RNA, 1010 nt
Organism: Indicator indicator
Lineage: Eukaryota; Metazoa; Chordata; Aves; Piciformes; Indicatoridae
Gene: MRPL10
Product: mitochondrial ribosomal protein L10
Exons: 6
Coding region: 1-777 (258 amino acids)
Biological process (GO): translation
Cellular component (GO): mitochondrial large ribosomal subunit
Molecular function (GO): structural constituent of ribosome
Source: RefSeq, a predicted model, not a curated record
AUGGCGGCCUUGAGCGGCGGCUGCUCGCCGUGGCGGCGGGCCUGGCUGCCCGCCCUGCAGCUCGUCCGCCGCGGUUCCAAGGCGGUCACCCGGCACUGGAAGGCAAUGCACUUCCAGCGGCAGAAGCUGAUGGCUCUCACCGAGUACGUGGCCCCGCGGCCGGCUGUCCCCCCGCGCUGCUUCACCCCCAGGGAGGAACCGGUCGAGAAGGAGGACGGCUACAGGCGGCUGCUGCAGCAGCAGGUGCAGGAGGUGUUCCGGGAUAACCGGAUGGUCGCCGUCUGCCAGUUCAACUCCAUGCCCGAGGAGGACGUGGUGCUGCUGAGGCACUACCUGCGCAAGCACAACAUCCAGGUCAAGUUUGUCCUCAAUGAGAUUGUCAGGCCGGUGCUGUCCCAGUCCAAGUACAAGAAUCUCCUCCCUCUCUUCGUGGCUCGCAAUAUCCUGCUGGUCAGCCCAGAGACCAAGGCCAAGGAGAUGCUGAGGGUGCUGAAGGGAGUGCCACAGGUCAACCUCCUGGGUGCCUGCAUCGAUGACACCAUCCUGAGCAGGCAGGGGGUGGAGAACUUCGCCAAGCUGCCCUCACUGGAGGCCACCCAGGGCCAGACUGUUGGGGCUUUGGCCCUGCUGCCUUCCCAGACCUCCUCCCUGCUCCAGCGUGGCCCUGCACACCUCACAGCCCUCCUGGAUCAGCACCUCCGCCGGCUGCGGGAGGGGGCUGGGGACAGGGGGAGCCCAGCCAAGCCAACUCCCCCCCAGACCUCAGGGGGUCACUGAUGUUGGCCCCCCCAGGCCCUGUGUGUUGGCCUAGAGUCUGCUCCUUCCCUGCCUGCAGUCGAGGGGCAGGGGGGGGGUCAGGGAUAGAAGGUUUGGCCCCAGGUGGGCAGCCAGUGGUGGGACUGGGGGUGCUGAGGUGGCACCAGCCCUUCUGGGGUGCCCUCUGCUCCCCACAGCUGGCAAAGUCCAGCUGUGUUUUGAGGGUUGCUGGCAGCAACUGGAGGAGGAAGAAG